AUGGGUGCAUACGUGUCAUCGGGUAUUUAUCAUGAAGACGAGAAAGGUGUACCGGACUCACUGUUUCUUGUGUUCAAUUAUUCGGAGCAAUCCGAAGAUGAAUACAGACAGCUGGAUACGGAGAAUGACCAAAAAGGAGAUACGGCUGUCGAGCAUAUCUUCAAGAAAACCAAAUUACACUCAUUNCCUAGAACUGUAUAUGGUCAACCGGCGAAAGAUAUGAAAGGUAUAAUGAUCGACUGGGCAAAAGACUACAAUAUAUCGUUAACGAAACGACCGUGUCCAUACGAUUUUCCGGCAUUUGAGGCCGACAAACCACCCGAUUAUGAUGAGAAGAGGAAAGAAGCAGAACCGUACGAAAAACAAACCAGUGAUGCUGCUGGUGCUAAAAAUGCUGCUGCUGAUGGUUCAAAGAAACGUUCACAACCUAAGAGAAAAGGUUCGCGGUCACGUUCACGAUCCAAGAGUAAAGGCAAAAAGGGCCCUAAAGGCAAGAAAUCCGCCGACGUUGAUAUGGAUGAAUGCAGUUUGGAGAAUUGA
Anisakis simplex (herring worm) is the source of this 540-nucleotide messenger RNA. The record is from the annotation of a GenBank genome assembly. Lineage: Eukaryota; Metazoa; Nematoda; Chromadorea; Rhabditida; Anisakidae.